GGAAACGAAUGGCGGCGUAAAUUUAAAGUAGUCCGCAUAGGAUCAACAUACCUUCACAGACAGCCACAAGCGGGGCAGUAUAAAAAGGCAUACCAGCAGCUAUUGAAGUUAUUCGCAAGUGAAGUGAAGAAGGUGCCGGUCAACCGAUCAUUAUCUUAUCAUUAUCUUCAAGAUCGAGUCGUUACUUUCAUACGGCCUUUUACCAGAGUUCAGAAACCAUGAGUGUGCUCCGAUCUUGCUUGCCUUGCCGAUCGGCAAAGACCAAGUGCGACCUCGUCCGUCCCACAUGCGGACGAUGCAGCAAGCGAGGAACUACCUGUUCAGGCUUCCCUCCCGACGAAGGCUUCAUUUUUCGGGACGAAAACGAAGAAGCGCAGCGGAACUCUGCGCGCGCAAGGGGGGAGAAGAGAUACCUGGGCGGUCUGCAGGCUGCUUUCUCAUGGGAAUUGCAAACAAGCCCCUACAACCCAAGGACAACAGAUGACGCAGCAAUCAUCUACCAGCAAUACCCCUGGCCCAAUGCCUCAGCCCUGUCCUCCAUUGUCCCUCCCUCUCUGCAACUCGACCUCGACACUUGUGCCCUGGACCGCUUCUUCGUUAACUGGACUUUGCACCCGUGUAACCACGGCGUGUCCCCGGGCCAUAUGGACCAGCUUCCGCGGUUGUACCUCAGCGCUGCCCCCGGAUCGGUCUUAUGGCACGCUAUCCGGGCAGUGGCCUUUGCCGACAUGAGGUAUCGAACUAUAUCGGCUCGGGGCGAGACGCCAUUUCAUAUCCGGGCAUGGCAGCAAUAUGGCGAGGCGCUCAAGGCGAUGAGGGCGUUAGCAUUGGGGGUGAACGAGGGGGUUGCGGAUGAUAGUUGUUUGGCGGCCAUAUUGCUCAUUGAUAACUUUGAGCUCAUGUACCUAGCCCGCAAUGGACCCCUAGGACCCCACAGCGACGCCAUCCGGUACAUCCUCCACACCCGAGGCGAUAGCCAACUCCUUGACCGGUCCGGCUUCGCCCUCUGGCGCAUAGCCCACCACCGGCUCCAAAGCCGCCAACUGCUCCUCCGCGAGGAGCCCGAUGCGGAGCAGACAGCUGCGGCGGCUAAUAAAUUGCUGGAUGAGAGUAACAUGCACAGGAAAGAUGGCAUGAUGCCGUUGUUUCCGGAUGCGGUACUACAGCGGGCGAAACUGUUGGUUAGUUCGAUUCGGGAGCUGAAUGCGUCGGUGGAUAGUUGGGCAGCCAAAUUGACGGGGGUUUGGAAACCCGAGGUCAAAGACCCGCGGAGCAUCCCCAUCUCUCAAGUAGAAGAAGGAGGUUUCCCCGUGCCUCGGUUCCCCUGUCCACGGUUCCUCAGCUACCACGAUAUCUGCCUGGCCUAUUUGUGGAACCCGCACGCCGCCAGCCAACUAGUAUUACGAGAGUCACUGGUUGACGUCAUCCGAUACAUUUCCUCCCUGGGCCCGUUGGAAGAGGGCGAUGAAGCGGAAGCCGAGACUUUUAUCGAGGAAGAGAAGGCGGCCGUGGAGUGGCUCUCGUCCGUUAUCAUUCGGUCCUUGCCGCCACUUUUGGGGUUCACACACAGGCAGGAAGGGCGUAGGCCGCACUCAUUUACCCAGGGAAAGAUGGCGGGGAGGUUGUUCUCGCUGUUUUCUAUGUGGGUCGUGGAGAGGGCACAGUUCACGUCGGUGUUGCAUAAGCAGACGGCUAGGGAGGUGACGGCGUGGAUUAAUUCGUCUCAUCGGUUGCUUUAGGGGGUUGAGGCGUCAUCGUACGUGGGAAUGGAAACUUGGAGACG
Messenger RNA from Pseudomassariella vexata, 1783 nucleotides. RefSeq lists its product as uncharacterized. The record is from RefSeq and is a predicted model, not a curated record. Lineage: Eukaryota; Fungi; Ascomycota; Sordariomycetes; Amphisphaeriales; Pseudomassariaceae. The transcript has 5 exons. Gene Ontology annotation, molecular function: DNA-binding transcription factor activity, RNA polymerase II-specific; zinc ion binding. The coding region runs from base 219 to 1739 and encodes 506 amino acids. Gene Ontology annotation, biological process: regulation of DNA-templated transcription.